UUACCUUCUCAUUGCAUGAAUUCAGCGCUUUUUAGCUGUUUCCAGGUCUGAUCAACAGCUUCACCUAAAGUAUACUUCCUCUCAUGACCAAGAGUCACCUCUGAUUAGAAGAGAAAGUCAAGCACCUUCUAAAGUUGUUGUGCUCCCAAACAAAGCUCAGCUUCCAACAGGAAUUGCCGCUGUUCGACCGCAUCUGGAACAAGUGGAUAAUGUGCCGCUGCUCGUCAGUCUCAUUACUGACUGUACCCCUCAAGCAAAUUUAGAAAUGCUCGAAAUUAUGCAGGAGUAUGGUGAAUUGGUAUUGGCCAUUGGUUCUUCAUUAUCAGUUGCGAAUACGAGCAUUUUCUUGACAGCAGAUGUCUCAAUGAGUAUUCUGCCGGUAGGAGACUGGAGCUGCUGCGUUAAUCCAGCAAAUGACUGGCAACAGACGAAGGAGAUCGUCGAUCGUCUCAUGGGUGCUGCUAGUGACUUCCGACUAGCCUACGAUAGGAUGCUUGUAAUUCCUCCUCUCAUAGUCGCUUGUCGACAUCGUUUAGCGUCACUUCGCGGGUCAUUGGCAUUCUAUUUCUUCAGUUCUUGCAUGCUCUCCUUGUCCCUUUUGCUCACUGCUAUCGGUUUUUUGCCAUUGCUGUUCGACUAUGAUCAGGUUUUUCUCACUGUUUUCAUACAAGUACCUUGCCUGACUUUGGGUUCUGUGUUCACCCCUUUCCAUCCCAAAACAAACGUAAUUCGCAUCUCUUCCAAGCUAGUCGGUAACGCCACAGUGGCUUGUUCCUUCGUCGAUGUUGUCUGCUCGGUCGCUACCGGCCACUUGUCAGAAGUCCCCUUAUCGACAAUAUCUAUAAGACACAUUGUCGGUUUUCAUCAAGCAAUUUCUCUCUGCGCGCUUUCUUCUGCCUGGGUUUACCCGCUCAGUUCUUUCUGGAACGAAAACCCAGUGCUCUGUUUGCCAUGGAUGGCAUCCGGUAUAUUGUGUAUAGGAGUGCAGAUAGUGUUCUCCUACGGAUCUGCAGUGCCUUUGCACGAAGUUCUAUCCUUUUUCUCCGUUGCAGCGAUUGUUGUAUGGACAUUAAUUGUCUUGCUGGUCAAUGAAUUAGUCAAACUGCGUUCGAUUCGCAGUUUUGCUCGCGAGCAGCGUCGAACGAAACUAGGCUUUGAUACAAAGCUUGGCAUGAACUCUCCAUACUGA
Messenger RNA from Strongylus vulgaris, 1189 nucleotides. Lineage: Eukaryota; Metazoa; Nematoda; Chromadorea; Rhabditida; Strongylidae. The record is from the annotation of a GenBank genome assembly.